CCGACUUAAACAUAUGUCUAUAAUACCUCUAGUAAAGAUUACUGAACUCUGUAGGUAAAUGAACUUAACUAUGGCCAACUAUGAUAUCAUACCUUACGAUGACGAACAAUUGUUCCAAGAAAAAAACGAAGUCACUGAUCUACACGCGUAUUACAUGUCACAAUUUAAUUUAGAAUUAGAAAACGGAAAAACAAAGAAGAACGACAAUUUCAAAUAUGGAACAGAAGAGAGUUUUGAUUUUGAAGUCUUAGACAAUUGGACUACGCCAGAAAAGACUGAUUUUGAAAUUAUUGAUGAAGUUAUCGAGAGUAACAUUAAUGACCAAAAUAUUAAAGAAGUUCUAUUAGAUUUAGAUAAUAUAGAAUUCGAUGAUAGUUUUAAUUCUAAUACAGAUAAACAGAAAACGUUUGAAGCUAAUAACGAAUAUAUAGACGAUGAAUCGCUGAUAGAUGAACUUUGUCGUGAAGAAAAUGAACAAACGCCAGAUGCUUAUGAAGACAUCAAUAUGGUAAUAAGCGAAACCCAGUUACCGUCUAUGGAGACAGCUUUCUCGAAGCGAUAUUGUAAUUUUGAUGAAUUAAAUGUACAAGGAAAUGCUUAUAACGCGCCAGUGCAGAGUACAGAAGUAAGCAGCAUCGAACAUUUUAGCUAUCCGAAUAACAUACUCCACAAUCUUGAAACAGAAGGCCGCUACAUACUUCCCGAUACACCAACAAGUUGCACAGAAUUUAAUUUCGAUAGGAAUGAACGGAAAAUAUCAGUGUCCGAGUCGGUUGAGGGGAGUUACUACGAUGGAAAUUCUGAGAAUUUUGAUGAAGAUGAGCUGUUUAUUAAUUUAGAUGAUUUCGGAUUAAAUUUUGAGAAAGAUGACGAGUGCGCUGAAUCAGUUUCUAAUGACAGAAGGACUGACCAAGAAGAAAUUCAAGGUGAAAGGAUAUGUCUGUGGCAGGAUUGCUUUGAGAGAUACCCAAACCAGAAUAUGUUAGUUGAACACAUUGAGCGAGUUCAUGUGAACACUUAUAAAGGAGACGAAUUCAGCUGCCUCUGGAAAGACUGUGCGCGCGAACGUCGGCCAUUCAACGCGAGAUACAAGCUUCUUAUACACAUGAGAGUACAUUCCGGACAUAAACCUAAUAGAUGUCAUCAUCCCGGCUGCGGCAAAGCCUUUUCCCGGCUGGAAAACCUCAAGAUACAUGUAAGAUCGCACACUGGUGAAAGGCCGUAUGCCUGUCCAGCACCUCACUGCAGAAAAGCUUUCUCCAACUCUUCAGAUCGGGCUAAGCAUCAGAGAACCCAUUUCAAUGCACGGCCCUACGCCUGUGGUGCAGUUGGCUGUGGUAAACGGUACACGGAUCCAUCCUCUCUGAGAAAACACGUGAAGACUCACCCUUACAUCCCGGCUCCGAGGACUUGCAUCCCAAACACAAAGCCCGUUAGGCGAACUGAGGAACAGUUAGUGCCUAGCUCUCCUGCUAAGCUGACGACUCUGCGUUGUAUCAGGGAUAAGCUGACAGUACCAAGGUUGCAGAAAAUGUAGUGCUAAUUAUAAAUUUCACUUGUUUUGUAAGUGUUAUAAAAGUUCAACGGGAAGACAUUUCUGCAAGGUGUUUCAAUCUGUGCGAUUAUCCGAAACACUGGUAGCCAUGAAUCGUAGUUUAGUUGG
Molecule: messenger RNA, 1663 nt
Organism: Pieris brassicae (large cabbage white)
Lineage: Eukaryota; Metazoa; Arthropoda; Insecta; Lepidoptera; Pieridae
Product: zinc finger protein GLI1-like
Exons: 5
Coding region: 59-1537 (492 amino acids)
Biological process (GO): regulation of transcription by RNA polymerase II
Cellular component (GO): nucleus
Molecular function (GO): DNA-binding transcription factor activity, RNA polymerase II-specific; RNA polymerase II cis-regulatory region sequence-specific DNA binding
Source: RefSeq, a predicted model, not a curated record